Striga asiatica is the source of this 2098-nucleotide messenger RNA. Lineage: Eukaryota; Viridiplantae; Streptophyta; Magnoliopsida; Lamiales; Orobanchaceae. The record is from the annotation of a GenBank genome assembly.
AUGUCUUCCUCCGCCGCAUCCGCCGAAGAGCCUCCGCUCCCCCUCUCCAUCGGCACCCUGUUCACCAACCCCCUCCGCCACCCCAACCCCAACCCCAACCCCNCAACCUCGUCGACCCCGACGGCCACAACUCCUUCGGCCGCCACGUCAUCGUCCCCCUCCAACCGGGCCGGGCCUACACCAAAUCCGACCUCCAGUCGGCCCUCGAGCACCUCUCCUCAAACCGUGUACACGUACCGAUCCCUCCCGCUCGCCAGAUUCGCGAGCGUGGGAAUGCUCCCGGACGAGCCCCCAGUCGAGGUGCCUCCAGACUUGACGAGCUCAGAGAAAAAAGAGCUCGAGAUGAAUGAAACCAUGAAGUAUCGGAGGAGAGUCAAGCUGGCUCCCGACUGCAUUCUCCCUGUAAGCGUGCAAGAAGAGAUCAACUCGGAACUGAGGGAGGAUUGGCAGCUGAAAUCGAGCGUGGUGUCGAGAAUAAUCGGGAUGAUUGAGAAUUGGUAUAGGGAAAACGGGUAUGCUCUGGCGCAGGUCGUGAGGUUUAGCCAGCCUGGAUGGAUCUCGAGAAAGGAGAUAAUCUUCGAGGUUGACGAAGGGGAUAUUGGGGACUUGAACAUUAAGUUUGAGGACAGUCUUGGGAAUGUUUGCGAAGGGAAGACUAAUGUUAAGCUCAUCGAGAGAGCGCUGGCUGAGGAGGAGGUUGCUAUUGGGAAGCCGUUCAACGUGAAGGCCCUUAAUAGGGUGGUGCAAAAUCUGGACUCUCUCAAGAUUUUCUCUCGGAUAGGAUAUACUCCGGAACGUGAAGAGAGUCAAGAGACGAAUGGCGGAGGGCUAUCUCUGCAAAUUGUACUGCAAGAGCCUCACGAUUAUCAGUGGUCUGACGUGCAAGCGAAUUGGAAUGUAGUUCGCAGACCCCUCAGUCUACCGACAAUAGACUGGUCGCGGCCAGGUGCAACAAUAUCGUUUGGGAAACGUAAUAUCAAAGGCUUGAACCGAUCGUUUGAAGGGAAAUUGACAUUCAACAAUUUCUUAAAUCCGCAGGAUGACGUUGAUUUCAAUUUCGAGUACACACAUCCAUACCUUGACGGCAUAGAUAAUCCUAGGAGCCGUAAAUUUCAAGCAGUUUGUUUCAACUCUAGAAAACUAAGCCCCGUGUUCAGAGGCAGUCAGCACUCGGUUGACAUCCCCAUAUGGGUCGAUAGACAGGGAAUUAAGGCCACCAUAACAGAGGAUUUCACAAAACAGAGCAAACUCACAUAUGGACUAGUUAUGGAAGAUAUAAAAACCCGGGACGAAGAUGGGCAUGUAGUCGGCAGAGGCUAUAGGGUGGUUGAUGGUCAGUUGAGACAUAAUGGACCUUUAACGACGCUUAGUGGCACUGGCAAUGACCGAAUGGCUUUCUUACAAGCGAAUCUUAUGAGAGACAACACAAGAUUCAUCAAUGGGGCACUCGUUGGCGCUAGGGACGUGUUCCAGGUGGAUCAAGGGUUGGGGAUUGGUACCAAGUUUCCGUUUUUCAACCGGGCCAAAGUAUCUGCAACGAGGUUUAUCCCGUUGAGAAAAGUGAAGGAAGGGAAAGGCAAUCCCACACCACCGGUUUUAGUCCUUCACAGCCUUUUCGGGAACUGCUUGGGAGACCUUCCGAAUCACGAAGCUUUUACCAUUGGCGGGCCACAUUCGGUCAGGGGCUACGACAUGGGAGAGCUUGGGGCUUCCCGACGUAAACUUGAGGUGGCAGCUGAGGUUCGCGUACCGGUGACAAAUGGUGCUUUUGCUUAUGCGUUUGCGGAACACGGAAAUGAUUUGGGGAGCUCGGUUGGCUUAGCCGGAAAUCCGACAAAGUCGAGCAUGCGACAGGGACAAGGCUCGUCGUAUGGGCUCGGGGUAAAGUUUGGCCAGGCUCGUGUAGAGUAUGCCGUUGAUAACAACACUAGGAAAGGCGCGUUUUUUGUUCACUUUGGAGACAGAUUUUGACUCUUAGGGGGCUCGAUUUUGAAUGUUAAAUACCGAGCUUAUAGUUUAAGUCGAAACGCUUAUACAUAUAAAAAUAUGUUUACUUAUAAAUAUAAAUAUCCAUAUAUGUAUAAAAUUUUUAAAAAUU